This is a messenger RNA of Leptopilina boulardi, 2018 nucleotides long. It is a transcript of the gene blw, whose product is annotated as ATP synthase subunit alpha, mitochondrial. The transcript has 8 exons. The record is from RefSeq and is a predicted model, not a curated record. Gene Ontology annotation, biological process: proton transmembrane transport; proton motive force-driven ATP synthesis. Gene Ontology annotation, molecular function: ADP binding; ATP binding; proton-transporting ATP synthase activity, rotational mechanism. NCBI's taxonomy places the organism in Eukaryota, Metazoa, Arthropoda, Insecta, Hymenoptera, Figitidae. Bases 117 to 1763 code for a protein of 548 amino acids.
AGCGUGGACGACAGAGUGGGGUUGGACGAGACUUGUUCUUCUGCUCGUUCGUUGUCUUGACCGUUCUUCAUCUUUGACAUCGUAGUCCGGUCGACGGGCAAAAAAAUACGAAAAAAAUGGCCCUAUUGUCCCUUCGUCUGGCUGCCUCUGUGGCAAGACAACUGCCAAACGCCACUGUGCAGAUUAAAUAUCCAGCUAGUGGAAUUGCAUCGCGUAAAUAUCAUGUUUCAUGCAGCAGAAGAUCUGCCGAAAUUUCUUCCAUUCUGGAGGAACGUAUCCUUGGUGCAGCACCAAAAGCAAAUUUGGAAGAAACUGGACGUGUCUUGAGCAUUGGUGAUGGUAUUGCUCGUGUUUAUGGUUUGAAGAAUAUUCAGGCCGACGAAAUGGUGGAAUUUAGUUCUGGAUUAAAGGGAAUGGCCUUGAAUUUGGAGCCUGAUAAUGUUGGUGUUGUAGUAUUUGGUAACGACAGGCAUAUUAAGGAAGGUGAUAUUGUCAAACGUACCGGAGCUAUUGUCGAUGUUCCCGUGGGUGAACAACUUUUGGGACGUGUCGUCGAUGCUUUGGGUAAUCCAAUUGAUGGCAAGGGUCCUCUUAAUAAUAAACUUCGAUUCCGUAUUGGAACCAAGGCCCCUGGUAUCAUUCCUAGAGUAUCUGUCAGGGAACCCAUGCAAACUGGUAUUAAGGCCGUCGAUUCUUUGGUACCAAUUGGUCGUGGUCAACGUGAGUUGAUCAUUGGUGAUAGGCAAACUGGAAAAACUGCUCUUGCCAUUGAUACCAUCAUCAAUCAAAAGCGUUUCAAUGACGCUGGCGAAGAGAAGAAAAAAUUGUAUUGUAUUUACGUUGCCGUUGGACAGAAAAGAUCAACUGUUGCACAAAUUGUGAAACGAUUGACCGACAGUGGAGCUAUUAAUUAUACUAUUAUUGUAUCGGCUACAGCUUCCGAUGCUGCUCCUCUACAAUAUUUGGCACCAUACUCCGGUUGUGCCAUGGGAGAAUUCUUCAGAGAUAAUGGCAAACACGCCUUGAUUAUCUACGAUGAUUUGUCAAAACAAGCUGUGGCUUAUCGUCAAAUGUCACUGUUGUUGAGGCGACCACCAGGUCGUGAGGCCUAUCCAGGAGAUGUUUUCUAUCUUCAUUCACGUCUUCUUGAGAGAGCGGCUAAAAUGAAUGAAUCACUUGGUGGUGGUUCAUUGACUGCUUUGCCAGUCAUUGAAACUCAAGCUGGUGAUGUGUCUGCCUACAUUCCCACCAAUGUCAUUUCCAUCACUGACGGACAAAUCUUCUUGGAAACCGAAUUGUUCUACAAGGGUAUUCGACCAGCCAUUAACGUCGGUUUGUCUGUAUCUCGUGUCGGAUCAGCUGCUCAAACCAAGGCCAUGAAACAGGUCGCCGGUUCCAUGAAAUUGGAGUUGGCCCAGUAUCGUGAGGUCGCCGCUUUCGCACAGUUUGGUUCCGAUUUGGAUGCUGCAACCCAACAACUUCUAAACCGUGGUGUUCGACUUACAGAACUCUUAAAACAGGGACAAUAUGUGCCAAUGGCCAUUGAAGAGCAAGUCGCUGUUAUUUACUGUGGUGUCCGUGGUUACCUUGAUAAAAUGGAUCCCAGCAAAAUUACUGCCUUCGAAAAAGAAUUCCUCGCCCACAUUAGGUCGACGCAAAAAGAUCUCUUGGCAACCAUCGCGAAAGAAAAUACAAUCACUGAAGCGUCAGACGCAAAAAUGAAGAAGAUUGUCACAGACUUCUUGGCGGGAUUCAACGCAUAAAAAAAAUCAUUCGCUUUUAAGGCCAAGGCGUCUUUAGACAAGUAAUCGACAUCCGCGUUGUUCACGUAUAUAAGUGAUGUACCAAAUCUCGAAUGAUGUUCAUUCGGGAAAACGCGUCAUGUUUAUACAUAAAAAAAAGUGUCAUUUUAAAGAAUUCCAUAUACGAACGAUAAAAAAAAAAAACACAAACACAAUAGUCCAACAUAUUAUUGAUACGUUACUCGUUGGUUCUUUAAUAAAAAAGAAAUUAAAAUA